Cavia porcellus (domestic guinea pig) is the source of this 889-nucleotide messenger RNA. It is a transcript of the gene Asmt, whose product is annotated as acetylserotonin O-methyltransferase. Gene Ontology annotation, molecular function: O-methyltransferase activity. The record is from RefSeq and is a predicted model, not a curated record. Lineage: Eukaryota; Metazoa; Chordata; Mammalia; Rodentia; Caviidae.
AUGGCCGCCGGACAGACAGACAGACGUGCUCUCUAUGCAAACACGGAGCUGUCCAGCGCCUAUCUGACCAGCCGCAGCCGGACAUCCCAGCGGAACAUGGUGCUCUACCUGGCCGGGACCACCUACCGGUGCUGGGCGCACCUGGCCGAGGCCGUGAGGGAAGGGAAGAAUCAGUACCCGCAGGCUUUCGGGGUGCCCUCUCAGGACCUGUUCACGGCCAUCUACAGGUCCGAGGCUGAGCGCCUGCGGUUUAUGCGUGGCCUCCAGGAGGUCUGGAGCGUCAGCGGGAGCCGCGCUGCCGCCUUCGACCUGUCGCCCUUCCCGCUGGUCUGCGACCUGGGAGGAGGUUCCGGGGCGCUGGCCCGGGAGUGUGCCACCCUGUACCCCGACGCCACGUCCGUCUUGGACAUCCCGGAAGUCGUGCGGGCGGCCCGGGCUCACUUCCCCUUCCCGGAGGGGGCGCGGAUCUGCUUCCCAGGAAGGUGAGGAGACUUCUUCCGGGACGGGCUCCCGCAGGCCGAUCUGUACAUCCUGGCCAGGGUCCUGCACGACUGGGGGGACCCCAAGUGCUCGGCGCUGCUGAGCCGCAUCCACGGCGCCUGCAGGCCAGGUGGGGGCGUCCUGGUGGUGGAGAGCGUCCUGCAGGAGGACCGCCGCGGGCCCCGCUCCGCCCUGUUCCUCUCCCUGAACAUGCUGCUACAGACCGAGGGCCUGGAGCGCAGCCCGGGCCAGUACCGGGCGCUGCUGGCCGCCGCCGGCUUCGGGGAUUUCCGGUUCAAGAGGACGGGGGGCGUCUACGAUGCCAUGUUAGCCCGGAAGCCGCUGCCCCUGGGGUGGGGGGCCACCGUGCCGUGACAGCACUCACAAUAAAGAGCCAGCUUUCCCUGCG